Messenger RNA from Nymphaea colorata (pocket water lily), 889 nucleotides. Its product is annotated as zinc finger protein 3-like. Bases 3 to 593 code for a protein of 196 amino acids. The transcript has 2 exons. The record is from RefSeq and is a predicted model, not a curated record. NCBI's taxonomy places the organism in Eukaryota, Viridiplantae, Streptophyta, Magnoliopsida, Nymphaeales, Nymphaeaceae.
CAAUGGAAACCCACCAUGGCGACCUGAGUUCGAGGUCAGAGGACAUGGACUCAAGCCAGGCCAGGCCCUAUGGCUGCUUUUUCUGCAAGAGAGGCUUCUCAACAGCUCAGGCUUUGGGCGGGCACAUGAACAUCCACAGGAGAGACAGGGCUAAGCAGAAGCAGCAACCAGCUGCAACCACCCAUGCAACUUCCUCUGUCCUCCUUAGUCCUCGGAAUAUUUCCUUCCCCCACAGUGCAACUCUGAAAAUCAAUGGGAGCCGUUCAAUCCCAACCUGUAAUGGUGGAGAAUCAGAAGCUUCUAGGAUUAUGAGAUGGCCAUGGAGUUGUUAUAUAGGGGAUGGAAAUGGUGGUCGCCAUGAGGAGAUUGAUGGUGUGAGGAGGCCGAUUAGGCAACUGCCAUUGCUUGUGGACUGGUCCUGUGGAGAUGGUGGCCAUGGAGGGGAGCAUCCCUUAAAGAAUACUGCUGAGUUACUGACACCAGUAACCGUGGAGGAGGAACUCGACCUGGAGCUGAGGCUUGGUCCCUGUGGCGGUGGGAAUGGGGAGAAGAGGAGGCCCUGCAUGGAAGUCCAGGAGCUGCCCCGUCCAUGACAGGAUGAAGGAAGUUGCCAAGCUAGCUCUCUCUCUGCUUUUCAAUGGGCUUAACAUUCAGCAAGUGCAUAUGUCAUCAAUUCGAUUCUUGGGAAGUUAGUCUUUGGAAGCAAGUUGGCCUAAAUAUCUCUUCUCUUCCUAUGCGAAUAGAGUGACAGUAUGAAUAUGGCAUGCCAUAUUCAAUCUUGAACAUAAAGUCCAAGUAUUUUGGUUUAGCACAUUAACAUCUAAUUAUCAAAAUGACAUCCUGAAGAUGUUUCUUGGGAUUCAUGUAAUAUGGGCUUCAUGCAUGUUAA